Coprinopsis cinerea okayama7#130 is the source of this 168-nucleotide messenger RNA. RefSeq lists its product as hypothetical. The transcript has 2 exons. The coding region runs from base 1 to 168 and encodes 55 amino acids. The record is from RefSeq and is a predicted model, not a curated record. Lineage: Eukaryota; Fungi; Basidiomycota; Agaricomycetes; Agaricales; Psathyrellaceae.
AUGUCUGCUGCUGGUGGCACAUCUAAUUGUUCCAUGGUGCGGGUUAUCGCACUGUUGAAGCUCGAUGAACCGGAACUUGCCAGGAGUAUGAGCUGGUUUAACUCGGACCACGUUUUGUCUCGUACCAAUGACUCGGCGAAACGGUCGCACUUUGUUUCUUCGAGAUGA